AUGCCUCGUGAUGCCGGCCCCCGCAAGCCCACCCUCAAGCAGCUGGCGAAGCAGAAAGCGAAGGACAUCAAGACCCGGGAGCGCAACGAGGCGACGUUCGCAUCCGCCGUUCAGCACUCCAAAAGCACCAUACUCGACGUGGACAUGCGGUUCAUUCAAGACACGCUGACCCAGAACCCGACUUGGAUUUCUCCACUCGCUGGUCUGAUCCGCUCGGGCUCGUUGAAUGGUCUUCUGAAGGACGUUGCCAAGAAGGAGGAGACCGGUGGACUGAGAUGGAAGGGCAAGUGCACCAAAUGGGGCAGUUUGCCGCUUGAGAUGGCGAGCUUAAUGCUCAAGCAUUGCGGUGUGGAGCUCGCGGAGGACGUACAGAAGGACGAACCCGUCGUACGGACCCUCUUCGAGAUCCAGUUCUGGGCAGCCAAGUCGGCGUCCUUGCCAUCUCGUGCGGACAUUCGCUAUCAGUCCACGUUGGUCAAGUUAGCGAGGGCCCGCAUGGAGGACGUUGGUCGCAACUACAUAGCUGCGGUGAACUCGGCGGAGGCUAUCAGUGUUGACCGGGACAGGUACAACAUCUGGUCACUUGAGAACAACACGUUGUACUGCCACGUCUUUGCCACACAAGAUGGACACCCUCGCCGUUCCCGCUCGGAGUUCGUACCCAACGAGUCGUACCUCAGCCACGAGCUUCCUACUCUCCCGGACAACAAGACGUGGCAAUUGGACGACCCUUUUGCGGUGGACUGUGUCAUUUCAGAUGGACAGCAUAACUCGUUGUUCAGUUUUGAAUGCGCGAGUUUCUUUCCUACUUUGCCGGACAUGAAGGCCAAGUGGACCUUCGACUUGUCGUCGGACGCAGACACCACGGACGCUCUGAAAAAAGAGAUCGAGUCGCACUUUCUCCAGAGUUCGUUCUCCCUCCUCAAGCAGCAGGAGCACGCUGCAAACGCCGAGAAGAAGGGCACCAAACGAAAGGCAUCCUCGCAGCAGAUGCAGGACGACAUGGAGGACGACAACGAGCAAGCGGACAAUGAGGAGCACACGGGUGACCAGAUGGAAGAGGUAGCAGCUGGACGAAGCACACGUUGUACAGAGUUUGCCACGUCGAGCUUUGCAACGAUUGUUCUUUUGCAUCAAUGGCACCAGGGUAUGCGCAAAGAUGCCAAAUGGAAGAAGCCGGCAGAGGAGGUAUCCAAGCUGGCCGGGGAGUUGCUUCAAGGCCUCGCUUCCUUGUUCCUGCAGACCCCGCAGGACUUCUCAUUCACGUGGGACGGAAACACUCUGGUGCUGCCGUUCAAAGGAGGUUCGCUGGACGUGGACGAGGUUGUACUGCAAAACAGUUUACUUGCUAAAGUACUACACCGCGAUCGUUCCCGAUUCAUGGACGUGCUGCAGGAUGUGAAUGUGGACUGCACCCGUCGGACAAUUGGAGACACUCGCAAGUCAUCUAGUUUGAGGACGAAGUACUACUUGUUGGCGGCUUUGGCACGUGCCAUGGAUUCGUCGGACGACACGCAUUCCUGCUGGACAUCUUUGAAUGUGAAGCAAGUGAUGCAGCUUAGGAGCACCUCCGGAUAUCGUCGGUCGUCCACGAGUUUUCGACAAGAGGUUGCGAGUUCAUCGAAUGCCACACGCAGGACACUUACCUCCACAUUGCAAGGACAUGCGUUCACCGUGCAGGACAGCAGCGAACAGCAGGACGAACAAAAGAUCAAGAAGCACGCUUCUAUGGACGCACACAGGCUAGCACGCAUGGAGCGAUACGCCUAUGUCACGCAGGGCAAGUCAGAUUUCCUCUCGACGGACAUUUUGUGCGUGGUGGUCCAGAAAUCGUCCGUCUUGUCGGCUGAGCAGUGGAAAGCUAUGUGGAACAAGGCUUCCAAGAAGUUCCUCGGGAUCGAGAAACCCGUUGGACCUGGUCAUGCGGAGGACCGGCUGGCCACACUGUCUUGGAUGCAGGACAUAAACCACGGCUUGCGACCCAUUGGCUGGACUUUUGGCUGCUGCCAGAGCACGCCGGCCGGCCCCGCGGAGGACGACACGAAGGCUAAACGUGCACCGAUCAUGAUUUUGUGCACCGACCAAGAAGCAACACAGCUGGCGGCUGUCUCCUUCUUGAGGAACAAAAAGAGCCUCUGGAUCGAACACGUCUCGGACCCCGCCCACAGGUCGCACAACGACGUGGCUUUGGCCUUGUCGGCCGCUGGACUCCUGAAGUUCUGCACAUGGUGCAUCUCGCUGUACAACAUCAGGUAUGGACCCUGGCAGAAGGGCUCGUGGGCGUUGAAGAUCCAGCAAGCCGCAAAUCGCAUGAAGGACAACAUGGACCCCUCGGACCCGAUAUUGCUCCUUUUCUUCCCGGACAUUCUGCUGGACGCCGGCCUCUCCCCCCUGGACGACAACACGGAGGAGAAACGCAGGUCGUUUUUGCAGACAUUACCCGACAUGGACUGCAUCCGCAUCAAGGGCACGAAGGCCAGCAAGAGUCGGUUCAAUUCCCUGACGACGGCCCACAGCGCGCUGGACAAAGAGUGGUCGGUCUUGGCUUUAGUUCUCACGGUGGUCUGCUUGGAGCACAACUGGGCAGUUUCCACUAAGGACCUCUUCUCGCAGGACAGCAACCAGGCCCGUGCCUCGGUUCCAUAUGGUGGAAGCAAGUCUUCUGCCAUACAGGAGGCCAAGCAAGGCAUGGACCAGGAGCGGAAGGGCAGCGCGAACAGUCUACACUUAAUGACGAAGUUCGUGAUCUCGCAGGACAACAAGACGACAGCCAGGAUGAUGUUCCAGGUCUUGCAACCCGAAGAGCUUCGUUGUUCGCUCAUGCUCAAGCAGCUGCGUUCCAAAGGCAUGACGAAGGACUACUACUCUGGCUGGGCACACUGGUCUUGGAUGAGCACUGCAAAGGACCACGUCAGGACUUUGUCGAAUUUGGAAGGUUUAUCUCGUGUCGGCCUCGACCUGACACUGGCACGCGCACAACCCCCGGACGAGACAGAGCUUGUCUGGCAGGACUCGCUCGCAGGCCAAAUGACGCAGUUGACACUACAGAUCCUGCGGCUGCGGGCCGGGGCACAGCUGUACCAUACUGGAGGUUUCGGUGCGACCGCAGGACUAGUCCAUGCUGAAGAGCAGACACGCACAGUGGUGGUUCUCGUAUGGCAAAAAUUGCUCGAAGGUCAUUUCUCCCAAGGGCCGAUUAGUCGGUACAUCCUCGCCGAUCUUUGCACUACCCGGUUUCAGAGCCUUACGGAGGACGUUGCACACGUAUUGACCAGCAUUUGGUCGGGCCUCUUGAACACGAAGAUCAUCGAAGACUGUAAUAAAGUCCAGCGCGAGGCCGAGCAACGACAUUCGUCUUCGAAGGACUUGGGUCGUUUGGACGGAUGGAAGGCUGUGACCCAACAGGCCGUGGUCAAGAUGUACGAGAGGGUGGAGGCACUGUCAACGGAGCUCUACCACACGCCGGCAGCGUUUGACGUGGCCAAACUUUUCUGCAAAGACACCGAGAAGAAGAAGAUUCAAGCAGUUCGUCGUCGUUCCGAUUCGUCGGUCAGCACGCAGGUCAGUGCCUCGGAGGUGCAGGAAGCACAGCUUCUUGCAGACGUGACGAAGACGAGGGACUGGGUCUCCCACAACCACGCCGAGGAACAGGAGGUUUUGGCUGCCUUCAGUUUACUGAUGAAGGCGUGGAGGGCCAAGCGAUGGUCGCUUUGUGAAGAAGGUUGGUGCUCUGGACUUUUGCCCGAAGGACAUGUUGUACUGGCAGGUGCAGACCCGUUGUUCAUCGUUCGGACAUACCGUUUGGCUGCACUCGCAUGGCCCGGCAAGAUCGUUAAGGACAAGGACCAUGAGUUUUCGAAUUCAACAUGGGCGUUCGGUCGUUCCACGCAGGGCAGCCACCUCAACAACGGCAUCGUGUUUUUGGUGGACAAGAAGAUGGGCACGUUGGACUUUCACGCCGAGCAGGGUGUGGACGCAGGACAUCAGCUGGCUGUUGCCGCCAUGCUCAACAUGGACAACUCGUUGGUCGAAGAGGACGUGGUUCAACGAAUCCUGGCAAGGCAUCAGACUGACAAGUGGAUGCCGGAGGUCGACGACAAGGACUUGGAAGCCGUCGUUCGGGACACGCUGCUCAUUGGCGAGCAGGACAAGGCCCUCAAGGAGCUCAGUGCCCGUCGGUCCACGGUUUCGGCCAAAAGUCUACGACCCAAGGUAUGCACGAUGUACAAGAACGCCGUCUCGGACCUGGACAAGGACUUUUGGAAGGCCGGACAGGACACACGCCGACGCAAGACUCAGAAGGCCGAGAAGGACAGCAAAAAGCUAAAGCAGCAGUACGACCGGGUGUACGCAAAGCUGAAUGCCACGACGGACGAGCUUGUGAAGAGCAUGGUUCCUGAUACUGUACAGGUUUGGACGGACCCAAAGAAUGGUUGGUCAUGGGUGGAGCACCACGAAGGACGUGAUCCACCCGAAAACUUGCAGGAGCGAUUGACAAGGCACAACCGAAAGGACCUCCGUGACGAGUACACACGCAAGGCCAGGCAGGGCUACCAGGAGAAUCGGGUCCAACGCGAAGAAUUUCGACAGGCCAAACACACGGAAGUUCCCCCCGCUUCGUUCAUGGACAGAGAACUGCCGGACGUCGCAGAGUCGCAGGACUUCGACGGUCGUGGCAUUUUUCGCUACACGGCCGAGGACCCACUGGUGCAGGAGAAACAUAUGGGUCGCGGCACGUACGGGGAGAUUUUCGCUUGCACGUACCAGGGCCUGAAGUUAGCCUUGAAAGUGGCCGUUCGCACGCCGGACAGGGAGACUGCACUGUUGGACGUGCACCAAGACGGUCUCGAAAAGACGUGGGACUUGACCCGUGAGUUCACUCUUUUGAGCCAGAUAGGACCUCAUCCGAAUGUUCUGCGACUCUAUGCCUUGCUGACAUCCUCGACUGGGCACACGGGAAUUCUAAUGGAGCGGGCUUCCUGCGACCUCUUGAAGGCCACACGGGACUUGAAGACCGACGACCUUCAGGACGGAGUUCCCUGGAGCACACGACGAGCCCAAGUAACGACGUACUUUCGGCAGACACUCGCAGCUCUUACAUUUGUGCACAGCAAAAACAUCGUACAUUUGGACGUGAAAACGAACAACUUCCUCGUGUUUCUCCUCGGCGAGCGGGUGGUGCUGUCCGACUUUGGUUUUUGCCGAGCUUUGCCACUCAAUGGAAAAGCAAAAGUCAGAGCUGACGAAGUCUACACGACGUACUACCGGCCGAUCGAGUGCCUUUACUCCGGGGACGGCAAGGUGGAGAUCGCCCCGAAGGCGGACAUGUGGGCACUCGGUGUGGUGACGUGGGAUUGCUACGCGAAGACGACACGCUCGCUGUUCACUCCCGACCCGAAGGGCUUCGUCAAGCACACGCCGACCAUCUCACAAGCGCUCGUUCGUUUCCAGACUGCAUGGCGCGAGAGAGCACGCGACCUGCACUUGCUGGACGACGACAUCGCUGCACACGUUUUCGGUUCAUGCUUCACAUUGGAGCAGGACAGGCGCAGCUCACUCGAUUUGUUGAAGGAUUUGCAGGGCCGUUUCACGAGGACAAUUCAGUCGCUGGACGAAGAAGAGGAGCCGUAG
Molecule: messenger RNA, 5631 nt
Organism: Symbiodinium sp. CCMP2592
Lineage: Eukaryota; Dinophyceae; Suessiales; Symbiodiniaceae
Source: the annotation of a GenBank genome assembly